AUGUAUCAUUUUAUUGCAUCAUUUAUCGCUAUCUACUUUGGCAUUGUUUACACAUUCGUGGGGCAGGGACAUAGUUUUGCUGAUGCACUCAUCACUUCCACUUUGAUGGCAGUUUCUUUCAACUCUAGUCUACUUAGCAGCAUAGUGUUCUAUCGUGUUUUCCUCCACCGUUGUCGAAAGUUUCCGGGACCUUUCCUAGCUGGGGUAUCCAAGUUCUACGCAUUCUACCAAUCAGCCAAAGAGGUGCGGUACUACAAGGAGACUGAAGCCAUGCACGCAAAGUACGGCGAUUUCGUUCGCGUUGGACCACGCCAGAUUAGUAUAAUGCGGAAGUCCGCAGUUCCACUUAUCUUUGGUCCGCAGAGCAAUUGUAUCAAAGGGACGUUCUAUGGCAACGCAGGUAAUGAUCCAACGAAAAUCUCCAUCAACAUGAUAAGGGAUGAAGCUAGAUAUAAACUCCGACGCCGCGCGUGGGAUAGGGGUCUUUCAAUGAAAGCGAUUGGAAACUAUGAGCCAAGAAUCACGGAAAAGGUGAAUCUACUCCUCGCGCAAAUGCGUCGAAACAAUGGAACCCCAAUGGACGUAACGAAGUGGUCUAUGAUGCUGUCUUUUGAUAUCAUGGGCUCCGUUGGGUUUAGCAAGGACUUCGACAAUCUCAAAACAGGAAAAUUGCACCCUGCCACGCAUGCUAUCCACGAUCAUUUGACACAUAUAGGCACAAUUGGAGAAACUCCGUGGCUGCUGAACAUUCUCAGCUCGAUACCUGGGGCCGCCGCAGGGUUCGCAAGCUUCUUCAACUUCUGCGCUCGCGAGAUGGAGGCAAAGCAGAAUAACUGGAAUAGUGAUGCACAACCCCAAGACAUCGCGUCGUGGCUUAUCAAGGCUGUCAAAGACAAGGAUAUCUCGGCCUCUCCAACGAAAGAGUCUCUGACAGACGACUCAAGAGUCAUCAUUAUUGCAGGAAGUGAUACUUUUGCUAACGUCCUGGCAUGCACUCUUUUCUACCUCGCCAAAGACAAAGACGUCCAAUCCAAAGUUCGUCGCCUUAUUGACGAAGCAUUGCCCGACGGCCCUGCAUCAUGGAGCUAUGACAAAAUUAGAAAAGUGACGUACAUCGACGACAUCGUCAACGAGACGCUGAGGUUGAAGCCACCGGUUAUAUCGCAGCCACAUCGACAGACACCUGCCAGAGGCUUACAAAUCGAUGAGCAGUACAUUCCCGGCAACGUUAAUGUAACAGUACCUCCGAUACUGAUCAUGCGAGAUGAAAGGUGGUGGAAGCAACCCUUUGAAUUCAUUCCAGAGAGGUUUGGGUCAAGGAGGGAGGAAAUGGGAACGGAUGACGCUCCGUACAUGCCGUUCGGUCUCGGUGUGCAUACGUGUCCGGGAAAUAAUUUGGCGUACGCUAAUUUGAGGAUAUCUAUCUCAUCUAUCGUCCAAAACUUCGACAUCGAUUUCGCCCCUGGGGAAACAGGCGAAGCAUUCGAUAAGGACUUUCUCGAUACGCCUCUAAUAAAGCUACCGCCACUGUAUCUAGAAUUCAAAGCAAGGAAGCCUGUUAAUACAAGUACACAGCAGUGA
Aaosphaeria arxii CBS 175.79 is the source of this 1581-nucleotide messenger RNA. Its product is annotated as cytochrome P450. The record is from RefSeq and is a predicted model, not a curated record. Bases 1 to 1581 code for a protein of 526 amino acids. The transcript is spliced from 6 exons. Lineage: Eukaryota; Fungi; Ascomycota; Dothideomycetes; Pleosporales. Gene Ontology annotation, molecular function: monooxygenase activity; iron ion binding; oxidoreductase activity, acting on paired donors, with incorporation or reduction of molecular oxygen.